AUGUCGGUCCAACUUGACGGUGGGAAAGCAUCCCGAGAACCUGUGUCGACGCCGAAGAAGAGAAAGCAUGAUGCAGAGUCGAAAGAGCCUUCCAAGAAGAACAAGAAACAGCGCGUCGAACUCGCAGACUCUGUAACCGGAGUCGGCACACCGGCCAGCGAUGAGCUAAAGGAGAUGAAAAAGGAGAAGAAGCAGAAGAAAAGGGAAAAGAACAAACUGAUGGACCAGCGGAAUGGAAUCUCGGAAAAUGGCGGGCAGGAAGAACCUACAGUGCAUGCGGACAUCGAGCUCCCGGACGCGGUGGAAGAAGACGAAGCAGAUACUACCGAAGCUGCGGCUGCGGCCAACGAAGAUACUCCAGGGGGCGAUGAUGUUGAAGAUGUGAUUGAAGGUCUACUGGAGUCGACAGAUCCGACGUCAUUCUACUCAACACGAAUAUCUCUGUAUGUUCCAAUACCUGCGAUAUCUCUCGAAACAGCUGGCUCUUCGGUCCUUGCGAUUCACCUCGCACCGCUCAUUCUGACAUAUUUCCCCCCUGCGAAAGGCAUCGUCUUGGGAUUUGCAGACCCUGUUUUCUCAGCGAAAGCCAGUUCAGUUAUCAAUGUUCCUCUUCUCAGUCCCGGCACUGAUUCGCCGGAGUCGGAUGGAGAUGUCCUGGCUCGAACUGCUGAUGACUUUGGUGUUUCUUGGGUCUGGCUGACAGCAACACUGCUAGUGUUCCGACCUGAAAAAGGCGAUGAGCUAUACGGGUGGACCAAUGUGACCUCGGAGGGAUUUGUGGGUCUGGUCAGCUACAAUUACUUCCAGACCGCCGUGGGCGGCAGUCGAAUACCGGAGGACUGGAAAUGGAAUGGACCAACGAAAGAAGAAAUGAAACGGAAUAAAAAGAAAGGCAGAAAGGCUAAACUGGUCGGAUAUGAUCAAAAUACACGGGAUCAGGACCAGCCAGGGGAUGAGGAACAAUACACGCAAUACUCUUACGCCGGCAAUGAUCUUGGGAUCUUUACAGAUGCGAGUGGCAGUACUGUUGACGGAACGCUGAAAUUUCGGGUGGUGGAUACAGAGGUGGUGCCUGGCUAUGCCCGACAUAAAUGGUCUUUACAGAUUGAUGGGACGCUGCUGGAUGAGGAGGCUGAGAAGCGUGCGCUACUAGAAGAUCGGGCUAAAUUUGAGCGGAACCAGCAACGGAUGCAAUCACAAAUUCCAGGAGAUGGGAGGAUUGGCGCAUUGAUGAGCGGAGCAAGAGGAGUAAGUCGUGAAGGGAGCAUCAUGUCGAGACUGUCGAGGACGACGGCCACGUGA
Messenger RNA from Exophiala aquamarina CBS 119918, 1302 nucleotides. RefSeq lists its product as uncharacterized. The record is from RefSeq and is a predicted model, not a curated record. The coding region runs from base 1 to 1302 and encodes 433 amino acids. NCBI's taxonomy places the organism in Eukaryota, Fungi, Ascomycota, Eurotiomycetes, Chaetothyriales, Herpotrichiellaceae. The transcript has a single exon. Gene Ontology annotation, cellular component: RNA polymerase I complex. Gene Ontology annotation, biological process: DNA-templated transcription initiation.